AUUUUCACCCCGAAGAAUUUUUUCGUUUGCAACUGAGUGCCUGCCAAUAGAUGUGGAAGUCACCCUCUGACGUUGGCUUGGCUCUGCAAUUGCUGGGCAGAGAGAGAAAUGAGGGCACUCAAGCUUGGCAUUGGAAGAAAGAACGCCAUAUCCUGGCUGGUGAAAUUCAGUUUUCUUUGGCUUCUUAGUCCAAACUAUUGCAUGGCCGAUGCUAUUUGGACUGCUUACAUGAACAUAUCCUUCCAUGUUGGAAAUCACAUGCUGUCCGAGUUGGGAGAGACGGGUGUAUUUGGAAGAAGCUCCACUCUGAAGAGAGUGUCCGGCAUUAUUGUGCCACCAGAUGGAAAGUCCCAAAGUGCAUGUCAUCCCAAUACCAGUUACAGCCAGGCAAAGGGCCUUCAGACUUGGCUUGCACUUAUAGAACGAGGAGGCUGUACGUUCACACAGAAGAUCAAGGUGGCCGUCGAGAAAGGAGCCAGCGGGGUAAUCAUCUAUAACUUUGCCGGAACUGGCAAUCAGAUGUUUCCCAUGUCUCACCAGGCGUUUGAAGACUUUGUAGUGGUGAUGAUUGGUAACCUGAAAGGCUCCGAAAUCUUCCAUUUGAUUCAGAAGGGGGUUCACGUUACAGCCAUGAUUGAGGUGGGGAGGAAACACGUCAUCUGGAUGAAUCACUACUUUGUGACUUUUGUGAUCGCCACAACGGCCAUCUUCGCCUACUUCAUCUUUUAUCAGAUUCACAGAGUUUGGGUAGAAAGAGUUCAGAACAGGAGAUGGCAGCAAUUCGCAACAGAUCUCAGGAAAGCUUUUGCCCAGCUCCAGCUCAAGGUGUUGAAAGAAGGGGACAAGGAAAUCACUCCAAAUGGAGAGAUUUGUGUCAUUUGCUUUGAAGGCUACAAGCAUAACGAUACAAUUCGUGUUCUCACUUGUAAACAUUUUUUUCAUAAGAAUUGCAUUGACCCUUGGAUUCUAGACCACGGGACGUGUCCCAUUUGCAAAUGUGACAUUCUUAAAGCUCUGGGAAUUCAAGUAGAUGUUGAAGAUGGGGCAGAAUCCUUGCACGUUCUAAUGUCGACUGAACUGCGUGGGUCCCUAUUGCCUAAUGACCUGGGGACAGAUAAUGAACUUCCUCCUGCAAGAAGAUUAAAUAAAGUGACCCACGUGAAUGAGCAACCGAGGACUUGGAAUGACAGCCAGCUUAAUUCAGAAGUAGAAGAGGUUCAUCCUUCCCCUUGACAAGAGGACCUUUGAGGA
Messenger RNA from Echinops telfairi (small Madagascar hedgehog), 1251 nucleotides. It is a transcript of the gene RNF133, whose product is annotated as ring finger protein 133. The transcript has a single exon. NCBI's taxonomy places the organism in Eukaryota, Metazoa, Chordata, Mammalia, Afrosoricida, Tenrecidae. The record is from RefSeq and is a predicted model, not a curated record. Bases 109 to 1233 code for a protein of 374 amino acids.